Messenger RNA from Patiria miniata (bat star), 3279 nucleotides. Its product is annotated as cullin-5-like. Gene Ontology annotation, molecular function: ubiquitin protein ligase binding. The coding region runs from base 178 to 2526 and encodes 782 amino acids. Lineage: Eukaryota; Metazoa; Echinodermata; Asteroidea; Valvatida; Asterinidae. The record is from RefSeq and is a predicted model, not a curated record. The transcript has 19 exons. Gene Ontology annotation, biological process: protein ubiquitination; SCF-dependent proteasomal ubiquitin-dependent protein catabolic process. Gene Ontology annotation, cellular component: SCF ubiquitin ligase complex; Cul5-RING ubiquitin ligase complex.
GGCAUUACGAUCUGGACACAAUACCUACAAGGAAAGAGGAUUCUUUGUACACACAAACAGUGAAUCAUUUUGUGCUUUAUGCGUCAAUUGAUUUGUAGCUUUGUACAGUAACUGUUAUUAAUCUGUGAAAGACUGAAGGUUAGUUUGCCAGAAAUACGAAACAGGAUAGACGUAAUCAUGGCGUCCAGUGCGAUGCUAAAGGAUAAGAUGCAGUUACAGUUUGAGGACAAGUGGGAAGGCAUGCGUCCUACUGUCCUGAAACUUCUAAGACAGGAGAACGUCAGCAGAGGCGAAUGGCAGGAUCUCUUCUGGGAUGUCCAUUCAGUGUGUCUGUGGGAUGAGAAAGGGGCCUACAAAGUCCACGCUGCGCUUGUAGAUGACAUCAGAGAGUUUGUACAGCAAGCUAAAUCAAGGGUGCUACAUGACCAAGAAGACACUACAUUAUUAAAAGCCUACAUCAGUGAAUGGAGUAAGUUCUUCACGCAGUGUAAUUAUCUCCCUAAGCCCUUCGGUCCGUUGGAGACGGCGUUAACACAGAUGAGCGCUGGCACACAACAGAAGAAGAAUGUACAGAAUGAGGACACUGUGGUCAGGAAGCUGAUGCUAGAGAGUUGGAACGAUCACAUCUUCAACAACAUCAAGCAGCGACUACAGGACAGUGCAAUGAAACUAGUGCUGGCUGAAAGAAACGGAGAAGCCUUCGAAAAACAACUCGUCAUUGGGGUCCGGGAAUCAUAUGUCAAUCUGUGCUCCAAUGUUGACGACCGUUUGCAGAUUUAUCGGGAGAACUUUGAGAGGGCGUACCUGGAAGCCACAGAGACCUUCUACAAGAGAGUAGGGCCGGAUUACCUCCGUGAGAAUGGUGUACAGAACUACAUGAAAUUUGCUGACAAUAAGUUGAAGGAGGAGGAAACGCGAGCCCUGAGAUACUUAGAAACCUGCAGAGGUAGCAACUCAGUUACUGCAUUAUCUGAAUGCUGUGUUCAAGCCUUGGUGAGUUCCUUCAAGGAGGAAAUUCUUAGGGAGUGUGCUCCGAUGAUCAAGAGCAAUGAGACAGAAAAACUCAACCUGAUGUUCAGGUUAAUGGAUAGGGUACCAGACGGCAUCAACCCAAUGCUGAGGGACCUGGAGCAUCAUAUAAUGGAAGCUGGUCUGGCUGACAUGGUGGCAGCAGCUGAUAUCAUUGUCACAGAUUCGGAGAAGUAUGUUGAGCGGCUACUGGAAUUAUUCAACAAAUUUAGUGCACUUGUCAAGGAUGCAUUUAAUGAUGAUCCCCGAUUCCUAACAUCCAGAGAUAAGGCUUACAAGCAUGUUGUCAAUGACACCAAAGUCUUCAGGCUGGACCUACCUGCCAAAAACAAAAGUAUAAGUAGUAAGACCCAACCAGAGUCCAAAUGCCCCGAGCUUCUUGCCAAUUACUGUGAUCUCCUGCUGAGAAAGACGCCACUGAGUAAGAAACUGACAUCGGAAGAGAUCGAGAGCAAACUCAGGAACGUGCUUUUGGUACUGAAGUAUGUGCAGAACAAAGACGUGUUUAUGCGCUACCACAAAGCCCACCUGACAAGGAGGUUAAUUCUAGACACGUCGGCAGACAGUGAGAAAGAGGAGAACAUGGUUGAAUGGCUCAGGGAGGUUGGUAUGCCAGCUGACUACGUCAACAAGCUGGCAAGAAUGUUCCAAGACAUCAAAGUUAGCGAGGAUCUCAACCAAUCAUUUAAGGAACUCCAUCGGAACAACUACGACAGUGUAGCAGACAACAUAAACAUAAAGAUUCUGAAUGCCGGGGCGUGGUCCAGGAGUUGUGAGCGGGUCCCCGUCUCCCUCCCUCUGGAACUAGAAGACUUCAUCCCCGAGGUGGAGGAGUUCUACCGGAAUAAGCACAGCGGCAGGAAGCUGCAGUGGCAUCACCUCAUGUCAAAUGGCAUUAUCACGUUUAGGAAUGAGAUCGGUGUCUUUGACCUGGAGGUCACGACCUUUCAGAUGGCUGUCCUCUUUGCCUGGAACCAGCGACCCAAGGAUAAGAUCACGCUAGAGAACCUGAGACUGGCCACAGAGCUUCCUGACAGUGAAUUGAGGAAAACAUUAUGGUCCCUUGUAGCGUUUGCCAAGAUGAAGCGGCAGGUCGUGUUGUGUCAUGUGGAGGCCAAGUCUCCCAAGGACUUCACCGAUGCUACAGUGUUCUGGUUCAACCAGCAGUUUGCAGUUAUUAAGAAUGGAAAGCCCCAGAAGCGAGGUAAGAUCAAUCUGAUUGGACGGUUACAACUGAACACGGAGAGAAGCGGGGAAGAGGAGAAGGAGGGAAUCGUACAGCUGAGAAUACUCAGAACACAGGAGGCUAUUGUAAAGAUCAUGAAAAUGAGGAAGAAGAUCACGAACGCUCAGCUUCAGACUGAGCUGGUGGAAAUCCUCAAGAACAUGUUCCUUCCUCAGAAGAAGAUGAUCAAGGAGCAGAUCGAGUGGCUGAUUGAGCACAAGUACAUGAAGCGGGAAGAGAACAAUAUCAACACCUUCAUCUAUCUUGCUUAGUGUCAACUUUGCUGAUUGGGCAGUUAGGUCAUUGCCGUCCAGCAAACAACCAAUCAGGAUGUACAUGACUUCUGUCUUGGAAGAAAAUGCCCUGCCUGGUUAAAAACAGUGAUUGGCCGAGAAGUCUACAUCAGACAGUGAUGGUAACCACUCAGAAAGUUGCUUUCAUAGCACUGCAACAAUAGGGUGCUUUUGAUUGGCUGUUAAAAAUGUGCUUCUGAUUUGUAAUGACCAAUCAGAUGUUUUGUUGAUAACCGUCUAUAAAUACUCAGACCAGGUGCUUUGUCGUUUGAAUUCAUGUACAUGUACCAAGUGGAUAUAUAUUGAACUGUACUUUGUUGAAGAGUGUACUACAACUGUAAGGGUACAUUAAAUACAAAAGGCAGCAAAAGUAAUAAUUUUGUUCCUAUAAAUGGGUUGAUGUAAGAGUCGAAAGCUUUUGAAAAGGUGCUUUGGUUCCCCCUAUGAAACAACGCACUGGCUGCAGAGGUGUUGUAAGAUUAACAAACCAAAGGCAAGCACAGACUUUUUGCAAACUAAAUUAGUAGCAGACAAAUGGAAGGAAUCUUCAACAUCGAAACUUGUAGUGAAUGAAAUUGUCCGCAUCUUUUGAUUUCAAAAAGCCAUUUACUAUAAGACUUUUUUUCUGAAAAGAUUCAACGGCAUGAUUUAUAAGCACUUAACCCAUUAGCGCAUGUGCUACACGGUAGUACACUGUGUUUAUUCACUAAUGAAUGGGGCUGUACAGAGGGG